This is a messenger RNA of Paramecium pentaurelia, 1658 nucleotides long. Lineage: Eukaryota; Ciliophora; Oligohymenophorea; Peniculida; Parameciidae. The record is from the annotation of a GenBank genome assembly.
AUGGGAAGCUGUGGAGGUAAAUCUGAGAACAAGUCAGAAUAAUUGAGUAAAGACUAAAAAUGUAAAAAUGAUCGUAUAUAUUCAAAAUAGCUCUUGCUAUAAAUCAAUUUAAAGUAGGUCCAGACAUCUUUAUUAACUUAAAGAAAGGAGAUAUAACAGAUAAUUAUAUCAUGAAUAAAAUCUUAGGAGAAGGUAUUUUGAUUUUAUAGUAUUGAGGUUCAUAUGGUCAAGUAAGGUUAGUCCAACAUAAAAAAUCAGGUCAAUAAAGAGCUAUUAAACAGAUUUCAAAAAAGAAAAUACUAAAAGAAUAAGAAGAAGCUAUGUUUAGUGAAGUUUCUUUACUUAAAAAUAUGGAUUAUCCAAACAUUGUUAAACUAUUUGAACUAUACUAAGAUAGUCAAAAUUACUACUUAGUCACAGAAUAUCUUAAUGGGGGAGAACUACUUGAUAAGUUGACAAAAUUAUAAACUUUCAAUGAAAGAAUGGCAGCAGAAUAUAUGAAGUAAGUUUUAUCAGCAAUUGCUUAUUGUCAUGCUUAAAAUAUCAUUCAUCGGUAAUUAUUAAUUCAAUUAAUUUAGUGAUAUGAAACCAUCUAAUAUAAUGUUAGCCUCUUCAGAUCCAUAGUCAAAAAUAAAAGUUAUAGAUUUUGGAACUGCUAAAAGAUAUGUUAAUGGUCAAACUUAGACUUAAGUAAUAGGAACUGUAAUUUUGUUAUUUUAUACUUAAUUUAGCCGUUAUAUCUUGCUCCAGAAGUCAUUGAUAAGAAUUAUACAGAAAAAUGUGAUAUUUGGUCAUGUGGAGUUAUUUUAUAUCAAAUUUUAACAGGAAAAUUUCCUUUUGAGUCUAAAGUUUCAAGUUUACCAUAACUUUUUACCAAUAUAAAAGCUGGCAAAUAUAAUUUUACAUCUAAGGAGUUUACUACAUUAUCAUAUGAAGCUUAAGAAUUGAUAAAAUCUAUGUUAUAAUUCGAUCCAAAUAAAAGACCUUCAGCUUAAAAGAUUUUAGAAGAUCCAUGGAUUAAAGAGAAAGCUCGAGAAGAGAAAAUUAGCUUAGAUGUUAUGAAUGAAUUAGGGAAAUUUAGAGUACUCUUUUUAUAUAUAAAUAUAAUAGAAUGAAAGUAAUAUGAGAGCUGCUAUAAUGUAAUUAAUAGCAGGUUCAGUUAUGUCUAAUGAGGAAAAAGAGUAACUUACAUCUACAUUCUAAAGCAUGGAUAAAAAUAAAGAUGGAUAAUUAUCAAAAGAAGAAUUAGUCUAAGGUAUUAUAUUUACAUUAUAAAAUAGCAUAUACAUAGGUAUUUAAUGAUGAGUUGAAGGCCAAACAUUUAGUUAAUUAAAUCUUUGAUUAAAUAGAUCAAAAUAACUCUGGGAAAAUAAGUUAUACUGAAUUUUUAGUAGCUUCUGCAAAGCAAAAUAUUAUUCUUUCUAAAUCUAAAAUUGAUUAAGCUUUUAAAAUGUUUGAUAAAGUAAUAUUUUAAUCUUAUUAAUUGAUAGGAUGGAAAUGGAGUUAUCUCAAAAGCAGAGUUAUAAGAUAUAAUGUGUGGAGUUGAUAUUGAUAAUACUGAAUGGAGUAAGAUUAUAUAAUAAUGUGAUAAAAAUAAUGAUGGAAAUAUCUAAUAUGAAGAAUUUUCAUCUAUGUUAUUAGCAGUGGUCAAAAUUUGA